Molecule: messenger RNA, 843 nt
Organism: Nicotiana attenuata
Lineage: Eukaryota; Viridiplantae; Streptophyta; Magnoliopsida; Solanales; Solanaceae
Product: protein LURP-one-related 10-like
Exons: 3
Coding region: 100-705 (201 amino acids)
Source: RefSeq, a predicted model, not a curated record
AAACGGGAUUAACUUUCGGCAAAGCUCGUCACUUGUGAACCAAAAAUAUAAAUAGGGGGUCCUGUUUAGCCAAUUCUUAAGUAGGAGUAAUUGUUUUACAUGUUUAAACCAGAGAUAAAUUUUCAAGUUCCUCUGGUUCCCAUUGUUGGGGAUGAUUUCUGCUUCCCUUACCUUGUGAACCUAAAUGUGAAGAAGAAAAUUCUUGGAAUUUCACAUAUAAAUAUCGAUGUAUUGGAUGAUAUUGGGAUUUCUCUUCUUCAAGGUAAUGGAAAAGUUUGGCAUCUCAGAAAGAAGAAAAGGAUCAUUUGUGAUCCAGCUGGUUUACCCAUCCUUACUCUGCGCGAAAAGUCACUUUCAUGGCAUAAUACUUGGAAAGUUUAUCGUGCCGGGAGUUCAGAUAGGAAUGAUCUGCUCUACACAGUUAAAAGAUCAAGCCCAAUUCAAAUGAAAAUGCAACUUGAUGUGUUCUUGGCCAGCAAUGUAAGUGGAGAGAUGUGUGAUUUCCAUGUAAAGGGAGCUUACACCAAUCAGUCUUUCGAAGUUUACAAAGGGGACACUUUAAUUGCUGAGGUUAAAGAAAGAUUCAAACUUGGAAGCUUCUUCAAAGGAAGAGAAAAUUUUGAACUAAGAGUAUAUCCUGGUAUUGAUUAUGCUUUUAUUGUCUCAAUAUUAAUAAUAUAUAAUGAAAUAUACGGGGAAUCAUAGGAGUUUAUGUCCCUAGCUAGACUCAGCAAUCAUAUAAUGCUCCCUUUCUCUUAAUGUACAUAUGUGUCAAAAAGACCCACUAGAAUUUAGCCUUUUUUUAUGUCUAUAAAUAUAUACAUCAGUUUGAUUGACGUGAAA